UUACGCCCGCAGUGUCCGUUGGUUUGAGCGCGCGCGACCGUCCAAUCAACAGAGUGAGGAACUGAAGCCGAUUCCAUACGGAGCGCGAGCUGGGGGGUGGGGGGUAUUUUCAGGCGCGACCUAAGUCAGACGCGAGACCCGCGCGAACGGCAGGCAUGACGCAGUCCGUAGUAGUCCAGGUAGGUCAGUGCGGAAACCAGAUAGGCUGCCGCUUCUGGGAUCUGGCGUUACGGGAACACGCGACUGUUAACAAGAAAGGACUUUAUGAUGAAGCAUUAAGCAGUUUCUUUAGAAAUGUGAACACUAGAACAGAUGGUGACAGUGCUGACAUUUCCAGAAGAAAAAUCUGUUCCUUGAAAGCACGCGCUCUACUGAUUGACAUGGAAGAGGGUGUGGUGAAUGAAAUUCUUCAGGGGCCAUUGAGAGAAGUAUUUGAUAGCAAACAGCUGAUCACAGAUGUUUCUGGCUCAGGAAACAAUUGGGCUGUGGGUCACAACGUGUAUGGAUGUCAGUACCGAGAGCAUAUUACUGAAAAGUUGAGGACUAGUGCAGAGCACUGUGACUGUCUGCAAUGCUUCUUUGUCAUUCAUUCAAUGGGAGGGGGAACAGGAUCUGGUCUUGGUACAUUUUUACUAACAGUCCUUGAAGAUGAAUUUCCAGAAGUAUAUAGAUUUGUGACUUCAGUUUAUCCAUCUCGUGAGGACGAUGUCAUUACAUCUCCAUAUAACAGUGUGUUGGCUAUGAAGGAACUCAGCGAGCAUGCUGACUGCGUAUUGCCAAUUGAAAAUGAGUCUUUAUUUGACAUAGUUAGUAAAAUUAACCAGAUGACCAACUCCGGAAAACUAGGAUCAACUGUAAAGCAAAGCAGUUUGGUGACUUCGAGUGCAGGGGGAAUAAAACAUCUUCAAGAAAAACCGUUUGAUGCUAUGAACAAUAUUGUGGCUAACUUACUGUUGAACUUGACCAGCUCUGCUAGGUUUGAAGGAUCUCUUAAUAUGGAUCUUAAUGAAAUCAGCAUGAAUUUAGUUCCUUUUCCUCGACUUCAUUAUCUAGUUUCCAGCUUGACUCCUCUUUAUACUCUGGCUGAUGUUAAUGUGCCUUCUCGAAGGUUGGAUCAAAUGUUUUCUGAUGCUUUUAGCAAAGAACACCAGCUGUUACGAGCUGAUCCAAGACAUAAUUUGUACCUUGCUUGCGCCCUCUUAGUCAGAGGAAAUGUACAGGUUUCAGAUCUUCGUAGAAACAUUGAACGGUUGAAACCUUCACUUCAGUUUGUGUCCUGGAAUCAAGAAGGAUGGAAAACUGGUUUAUGUUCAGUACCUCCAGUCGGCCAUUCCCAUUCUUUAUUGGCGCUGGCAAAUAACACUUGCAUUAAACCUACUUUCACUGAACUCAGAGAGAGAUUCAUGAGGUUGUACAAGAAAAAGGCUCACCUUCAUCAUUAUCUACAUGUUGAUGGGAUGGAACAGAACUGCUUCUCUGAAGCACUUUCAUCACUGUCAGACUUGAUAGAGGACUAUAAUCAGCUUGAAGCUGCUAGCAGGGGACCUGCAGUAGAUCCACCAAGACUGAAAAUAGUGAUGUAGCAAUAGAGGGACAUAGCAGGAAAAAUUCAGUAUUGACAAUGAUGUACACGCAAUCCAACCCAUGUUGAGCACUGUUCAAGUUGGUUGAUUUCAGUAGGAAAAACAUAAGAGCAAAUUCUAGCUGAUAAGUUCUUAACAAAUGGUCUUUUGUAACAAUUAGAAUGACUGUUACUCUUGAAGGACGGUGGAAACAUUCAGUCUGCCCAACAGUUUCAUAAUAUAUUUUUAUAUUGAAAUUGGAUAAUGCAAAUCUCAACUUCUAUACAGUGGAAUGCACUUUUGUCUUAAGCACUGUUAAUGUUGUAUGUAUAUUUUUGAAAUGAACACAUGUUGAAUAUAAGUAUUUCUCAUGAUAUUAAUACUUUUAUAUGCAGAGAAAUUAAAAUACACAAUUACAUAAAAUAUACACUGGCAUCCAGAAUCCAAGUUUACAUCCUGUCUCAGCCUGUUGUGCUUCUGUUUACUAUGGACUCUGAAGCAGCUACUGAACUUGGCAAUAUAAAAUCUCUAAUUAGGGGAAAAAACAGUAUUCCCCUUAAUGACAUUCAGUUUUCCGAUGGAAAAUUGUGUUGAAUUAACCACUUCAACUACACAGCAGUUUGUUUUCCACAAAUAAGUUUCCUCUGUUGGUGGAUUCUCAUUUUAUUGAAAUUUUGCUGUUGCUGUAAAAUGCAGCAUUAAAAAGGGCAUAAAAGAAAAUACCCAUUUUGUCCUUGAGAUGGGAAUCAAUAUAAAAUAUAUCUAUAUAAUAUUUUCUUCCUAGAAAAUUAUAUUAUCCAUGUAAAGAAGCUUUCAUUAUCAAUAAACAUAUUGCAUUUGGGAUAUAUGCAAUUAUAUUUGCAAGUUUCAUGAACAUUCAUGGAUAUAUACCUACCCAGUGUUGUGGUGGUACCUUCAUAAGGACCCUUGAAGGCCUGACCAAGUUAGGAGCAUCCUUGUUUAAACAGAAUGAUCAGUACUGGUUAUAUAUGUCAGUUAUGUAGGUAUAAGAAUGGAUUUUUAAGUUAAAAAAUACUGAAAGUAUUUUAGGAUAUGCUCUUUUUGUAGCAGUAAUACUAAUAUUGUGAAUCCGAAUGCAGAAAUUUUCCCUUACUGAUAAUUAUGUACUAUAUUCAUCCUUUUGCAAAAGUUACAUAAAUAGAUUUGCUGAGAAGGUCAGAGCUGUUGUUUAUUAUUUCUGACGUUUAGCAGUCUGGGCUAAAAUCUUGAUGCUGUGCAAGAAUGUAAACAAAUUAUAGUAAAAAGGGAUGGCACAAGCUGCUCUAUUCUGGCAAAAGGUCACUGUCAGAUAGUAAGCUGGCCACUUUAAACCCAACCACUCUAAAGCAGAAGAACUGUUCAGGAGGUCCAAUCCUGGAAAAGAACUUAGAGCAAAUAAGAACUGAAAUGAAUCAGCCUGGGAAGUGAGGAUCCCUAAAAAACAGAUCUUAAGGAAAAAGAAACUGAAUAUCUGCUGGCAAAAAGAGAAGAAUCCCAAUGUGGUUUGCCUCUCAGACUUCAACCUUUUUCAUAUUCUGGGUUCUAGCAUCUUCUAAUUAAAUCUCCCUUCUAUUGGGGGGGGGGAGACAUUGACUAGCCAUCAGUUCUUAUUACACCUCCAUGUUGGAUAAACAUUGCUGUUUAAAUCUAAAAUAAAAACAAUUAGGGGUUUUAGGGUGAUAAGGGUUAUUAUUUAUCUAUGCAUAUAAACUGUAAAUGAAAACAUGAAACGUAACUGUUACAAGGUGUUGUCUUGCUGCUGUUGGUGUUACAUAUCAUGCAUGAAUGAGAACUAGGAAUAAAGGAGAACCACAGCUCCAUAAGGUGAGCCAAAAAUACCUGUCAGCCACCAGAAUAGAAUUCCAGAUUAAACAUCAUAACCUGGAGGCAAGCAAGCAGAUUUGUUUCAUGCCAGAGGAUUAAUUACAGUUCUGCUACAAUUUCAGUGGUGGCUUAUCUGCCCUGACUUUGUAGUGUAAUGAUUCAAAGGCAGGCAUAGCCUUGUAACCUGUCCCCAUCCCAUCCACCUAGUGACAUACGGUAUUACAUCUGUCCAAGCACCACAGGAACAGGAAUACUAUGAGGCAGGAGGGCCCAAAGAUUGGUGAACAAAAGCAUUCUGUCACUGGGUAAACUGAUUCUACUUACCCUCUCCUGCACUAACCUGACUAGCUUCCUUAAAACUGGAAGACAACAAGGCACGUCCAUAGCUGCUCUUUAUAACUGAAGCACUUUCCUGUUUACUCUAUUGAGAAAACAAUGUGAACAACUUUAGAUAUCUCUGGGUAGUUUGUCCUAGAAUAAAGGCAUGGGCAAGUGCAUUAAAUGUGGAAUUAUUACCCGUGUAAUAGUUGCUGACCAUGUCCUAUUGACCUAUGAGAUUCACUGCAACAGAAAUCCCAAUAUGAAGUAAAAGCUGUCUAGUCUAAAACCCAGUUCCUUGUUUCUGAUUCUAUCAGUUACUCCAGUCUAACUGAAAUUUAUGCAUACAUACUGCUAGUUUCAUUGGAUGUUACUCUGAUUCACAGCCAA
Messenger RNA from Python bivittatus (Burmese python), 4094 nucleotides. RefSeq names its product tubulin epsilon 1 (gene TUBE1). NCBI's taxonomy places the organism in Eukaryota, Metazoa, Chordata, Lepidosauria, Squamata, Pythonidae. Gene Ontology annotation, biological process: microtubule-based process. The record is from RefSeq and is a predicted model, not a curated record. Gene Ontology annotation, cellular component: microtubule. Gene Ontology annotation, molecular function: GTP binding.